This is a messenger RNA of Oncorhynchus gorbuscha (pink salmon), 2599 nucleotides long. RefSeq names its product metastasis-associated protein MTA2-like. Gene Ontology annotation, cellular component: NuRD complex; nucleoplasm. The transcript is spliced from 18 exons. NCBI's taxonomy places the organism in Eukaryota, Metazoa, Chordata, Actinopteri, Salmoniformes, Salmonidae. Gene Ontology annotation, biological process: negative regulation of transcription by RNA polymerase II. Gene Ontology annotation, molecular function: histone deacetylase binding; transcription coactivator activity; chromatin binding. The record is from RefSeq and is a predicted model, not a curated record. The coding region runs from base 376 to 2370 and encodes 664 amino acids.
UGUGUGUGUGUGAGAACUGAGCAGAGGUGAAGAAGAGGAGGAUGAAGCUGGGAACGGAGGAUGGGAGGAAGAGUGGAAUAAGCGACAGGCUAGCUAUCAAGGGCUGUGUAUGCAUGCCUGCAAGUGUGAAUGCGUGAGUGAGGAAGAGGGAGGUGGUUAUCGGACUGAAACAAAGACGCAUUUUGGAACCCCGAAACAUUAACGGAAACUUUAAACUUUUACCAGCCAGAGCUUGGCAACUGUGCCGGGUCCCGGCUUUGUUUCGAGGCAGGGGAGGUUUACAAUAAAUGUAGGGAUAAAAUAGCCCCAGAUCGAAUUUUUUUUUUACGCAAGAGGGGAAUCCCUUGGAUAGUGUUUAUUGGGGGUAACGAGAGAAUGGCGGCCAACAUGUACCGAGUGGGAGAUUACGUGUACUUUGAGAAUUCCUCCAGCAACCCUUACCUGAUCCGCAGAAUAGAAGAGCUCAACAAGACGGCCAAUGGGAACGUGGAAGCCAAGGUGGUGUGUCUGUUUCGGAGGAGGGACAUCUCGGGCAACCUCAACACUCUGGCCGACAGCAACGCAAGAGACUUUGAGGAGGAGUCCAAGCAGCCCACAGUGUCUGAACAGCAGAAACACCAGCUGAAACACAGAGAACUCUUCCUCUCUCGGCAGUUUGAGUCUUUACCAGCCACUCACAUAAGGGGGAAAUGUAACGUUACACUCCUCAACGAAACAGACGUCCUCGCCGGGUACCUGGAGAAAGAGGAGUGUUUCUUCUAUUCGCUGGUGUUUGACCCGGUCCAGAAGACCCUGCUGGCGGACCAAGGAGAGAUUCGGGUGGGCUCCAAGUACCAGGCCGAGAUCCCCGACAAGUUAGCCGAAGGUGAAGAAGACACCCGUAUUCAGGAGAAGCUGGAGGUCAAGGUGUGGCACCCCGACAACCAGCUCAAAGACCCACAGAUCGACCAGUUUCUGGUGGUGGCUCGUGCUGUGGGGACGUUUGCCCGAGCCCUGGACUGCAGCAGCUCUAUCCGUCAACCCAGCCUGCAUAUGAGUGCUGCGGCCGCCUCCCGAGACAUCACGCUGUUCCACGCGAUGGAUACCCUGCAGAAAAAUGACUACGACCUGGCCAAGGCCAUGUCCACGCUGGUGCCUCAGGGCGGGCCCGUGCUCUGCCGUGACGAGAUGGAGGAGUGGAGCGCCUCGGAGGCCAUGCUGUUCGAAGAGGCCCUGGAGAAAUAUGGCAAGGACUUCAACGACAUCCGCCAGGACUUUUUGCCAUGGAAGUCACUAGCCAGCGUGGUUCAGUUCUACUACAUGUGGAAAACCACCGACCGCUACAUUCAACAGAAACGACUCAAGGCAGCGGAAGCAGACAGCAAGCUGAAGCAGGUUUACAUCCCCACCUACACCAAGCCCAACCCCAACCAGAUCAUGGCUCCUGGUAACAAGCCUGGCAUGAACGGGGCCGCUGGCUUCCAGAAAGGACUGAGCUGUGAGAGUUGCCGUACCGCCCAGUCAGCACAGUGGUACGCGUGGGGUCCUCCCAACAUGCAGUGCAGACUGUGUGCAUCCUGCUGGAUCUACUGGAAGAAGUACGGAGGCCUGAAGACCCCCACACAGCUAGAGGGGGCCGCAAGAUCUGGCUCAGAGUCAACCCCCCGAGGUCACAUGACCCGCCAGGAAGUGCAGGGCCUGUCACCGUUCACGACUAGUGGGGGGCGGGCCAAGCUGCUGGCCAAAAACCGGCAGACGUUCAUCCUGCAGACCACCAAGCUGACGCGCAUCGCCCGCCGUGUCUGCACUGACAUCCUGCAGCCCCGCAGCGCCGCACGCCGCCCCUACGCCUCCAUCAACGCCAAUGCCGUCAAGGCCGAGUGUAUGAUAAGGCUGCCUAAAGCGACCAAGGCCCCUAUAAAGAACUGCUCGAUCCCUCGACCACCGCUGGCCACCAUAGUGAAGGAACUGGCCAUCCAGGCUCCACUCAAGCUGAAGGCCCCCAGAGGCACCCCCACCCCCAUCAACCGCAACCAGGCCAACCAGCCCCGCGGGGGAUCGGCCCUGCUUGGGAAGAGGCCCUUUGACAGCAGCGCGUUGGCACUGCCGUUCCCCACCAAUGGGAGGCCGUUCACAUCAGGCAUGAGGACCACCUCUCAGUCAGUGAUCAAGCGUCAGAAAGUGAACCAAGGAGAUGCGCCAAACCCUGUGGUUUUUGUUGCUACUAAAUACACCAGGGCUCUGAGGAAACACCUGACCCAGUCUGAGAUGCGACGGGCAGCCAGGAAACCACACCUCCCCGUCAGGGUCAAGCUGCCCUUGCCUCCCCGGCCCCUGGCUUUAGCCAUUCUGCCCUCCAGCACCAGCGAGCCCAUCGUCCUGGAGGACUAACCCCCCCCCCCCACCCCCACCACCCCACUGCGAAACAGGGAGGGCGCACCACCGCGCACCAACCUGCUAGUGUAGCAGCACAACCCCAUACCAGUAGUUGUUUUCUCUCGUCGUAUUUUUUAAAUCUCGUCUUCUGUUCUGUUACCUCCCAAAAGCUGACGUGCUGCCACACACACACACACACACACACACACACACACACACACACACACACACACACACACGCACA